UUCUCCUCUGAUCCCAGUAGCUGCAGUUUUAUUAACACUUAUUCCUCUGAUCCCUCAUCCAUCCGUCGUGCUGUUAACUUGCGCGGGGUUAAUUGCGCGAAGAAAUCUACCACCACAGCACACCUUCCAAAAAAAAAAAACAUUUUGGUCCGUCUGCAGAAUACUAAUUGAAAAUGUCAGGCCUAUCAAUUGCAGGGGCUCCCCGUACCGAGCACGAUCAAACGACAACAACCAUGACCUCCGGCUCCGGAACAAAACAUCGCCUACAGCAGGCGCCGAAGCCACUUCCACAGCAACAGCAGCAGGUGGCAGCGGCUGGAGGAGUAAUGGGAUCCCUCCGUGUCAUAGAGCUCCAACUAGUCGCAUUUAUUAUGGUGUUCUCUGCCAGUGGCCUAGUCCCCAUCCUUGACAUUGUGUAUCCCGCAUUCACCACUGCUUAUCUAAUUACACUCUCCCGGUUGGCAUUUCCAUCCCAUGGUAGAACAACUGGGUCGGAGGAGAUAUUCCGCGGAAGUCGACUUUUCCGAAUUUAUGUAGUUGUCGGGACUACUGUAGGCCUGUUUUUGCCCUUAGCUUAUGUUCUGGGAGGAUUUGCAAGAGGGGAUGAGCAUGCCGUCCGGUCAGCCACCCCUCACCUCUUCUUGCUCUCAUUUCAGAUACUCACCGAGAACAUUAUAAGCGGGCUUUCGUUGUUCUCGCCUCCGGUUAGAGCACUAGUCCCCUUGCUUUACACUGUGAGGAGAAUUUUCGUCAUCAUUGAUUGGAUACAUGACGUCUGGCUGAACAAAACUUUGCCUGCAAAUGCUGAAUUCCGGGACAUCGCAUGGUUUUGGUUCGGAAGGGGCCUGGCGGCUGCAAAUUUUGUGUAUUUCUUCGUCAAUCUCUUUUGUUUUCUUAUCCCUCGUUUUCUUCCGAGGGCAUUCGAGAGGUAUUUCAAGGAGAGGGAUGAAAUACAUUCGAAGAUUGAAGAAGACAAGCGUUCAGCUGCAAUGAACAGAUCGCAGCAGGCGGACGGCAAAAAGGCAGACUGAAUAAGAGUAGUAGUGGUAUAAUACUCCUACUUAAUGAGUUUCUUCCUUCCUGUUAUUGGGACUCGUUUGUUCCUUCCACUUCCCACCCUCCGCCAAUGACUGACUUCCUCUUUUCUUUUCUCACUUCUGAAACUAAAGAACUCCUGUGUAUUCCAAAUUCCCACUUGAAUCGGUUGUGUUUCUUUUGUCAACUUUUUUGGUACUAUUGGAUUUUAAUCUGUUGGCUUCGCUGA
Coffea eugenioides is the source of this 1264-nucleotide messenger RNA. RefSeq lists its product as uncharacterized. The transcript has 3 exons. The record is from RefSeq and is a predicted model, not a curated record. NCBI's taxonomy places the organism in Eukaryota, Viridiplantae, Streptophyta, Magnoliopsida, Gentianales, Rubiaceae. The coding region runs from base 174 to 1031 and encodes 285 amino acids.